AUGGAGGUGUUGAUUCAGUUAUGGAUAGCUCAAGGCUUUCUUCAUUCAACAUAUGGAAAUAGACAUCUUGAAGAUAUUGGUCGCGAAUAUUUUAUGGAUUUGCUUUGGAGGUCGUUUUUCCAAGACGUACAAAGAGAUAUAGUUGGUGAAAUAGGAAAGUGCAAAAUGCAUGACCUUAUUCAUGAUCUUGCACAGUUAGUAGCAGGUGAGGAGUGCACAAUUUUAUAUCCAGAUAGAGAAAAAGUAGUUGGAAGAACUCGUCAUGUGGCAUUUCAUUCUUCAAAUUCAUUACCAGAUAUUCCUGCUCUUUUGCCCAAGCCUAACAAAAUGAGAACACUUCUUCUAGGCAUUCCAAUACUUCCAAGACUUGAUGAUGAACUUAACUUGAACAAUGCAGUACUUGAGUUGAAUAAGUCAGUAUCUAAUACACUUAUUUCAAGUUUUAAAUGCUUGCGUGCUUUGAAUUUGAGUCAGUCGAGUAUUCAAAAAGUGCCGAAUUCCAUUGGCAAGUUAGAGCAUUUAAGAUUUUUAGAUCUGUCUAGGAAUAAAGAUAUCAAACUACUCCCCGCUUCUAUAACUAAAUUGCAGAAUUUGCAAACACUAAGACUAGACUAUUGUCUUAAACUUAAAGAAUUGCCAGAAGAGACUAGAAACUUAAUCAGCCUAAGGCAUCUUGGACUAGAUGGGUGUAAUAGCUUAACGCAUAUGCCUCCUGGACUUAUAAAGUUGACCGCUCUCCAAACAUUGUCCCUAUACAUUUUAGGGAAGAAAAAAAGUUCUCUCUCCAAGCCAAUGGGUGGGCUAGGGGACCUGGAUGGUUUAGAUGAGUUGAGAGGAGAUUUAUGGAUCAAGGGUUUAGAGCACUCGAGAUCUUCUGCAUCAGAAGCAAAGGCUGCAAACUUGGAGAGGAAGCGACAUCUUCAAUGGCUGAUAUUAGAGUGGGACCGAGAAUCUAGUGAUGAAAGUGAUAAGGCAAUUGCAAAUGAUGAACAACUAUUGCAAAACCUUCGGCCGCACCUAAAUUUGAAUUUAUUAUCUAUAUUUGGGUAUGCAGGUGUGACGUUAUCUAGUUGGGUGUCCUCACUCUCAAAUUUGACUGCUAUUCAAAUAGCGAAUUGUAAGUGGCUUCAACAUAUCCCACCAUUGGACCGAUUCCCUUUUCUGGAGCGUCUUUAUCUUAAAAACUUGAGUGAGCUGAAGUACAUAGGCAAUGAUGGUAGUGACGUGUCCUCUUCUCCCCUGAAAAUUCUCAGAACCCUCACACUUAUUAAUUUGCCAAAGUUGAGUGGAUGGCGAAAGACGAGGGAAACAGAUCAUCUUCCAUUAUUUCCUUCAUUUCCUUCCCUUUAUCAUUUAUUUAUCAGUAAUUGCUCUAUGAUGUACCUAACAAUAUCCUCCUCUUCCUCUCCCUUUUCUGAUCUCUCCAAAUUGAAGCAUCUUUAUCUUGAGGAAUUAGAGGAACUUGAAUAUCUGCCACUAGAGUGGCUGCAAAACCUCACUUCUCUUGAGGCCCUGGGGAUUUGGGAUUGUCGUAAAAUGAGAGUAUCAAUUUCUCCACUCUUUCAACAUCUCACCUCACUUGAAAAUCUGUCUAUUCUUCGCUGCAAAGAACUUAUUAGCAAUGAGAAUGAAGAUGGGGCACAUGGCCUUGGACCUACAAGAUUUGGUCAUCUAUCUAUCGUAGGCGUUCCAAAUUUGGUUUCUCUCCCAAGAGAGCUUAGAGAUGUUACCACUCUGCAAGGGAUUCAAAUUAUGGAUUGCCCUAGUUUGGUGUCUUUACCAGAGUGGAUAGGCGAUCUCACUUCACUUAAGGAGCUUGGAGUCGUAAAUUGUCCGAAUUUAAUGUCACUGCCUGAAGGUAUGUGCCGCCUCACCUCUUUACGUCGUUUGACAAUUGCGGAGUGUCCUUGCUUGGAGGAAAGAUGUGAACAAGGAACUGGAGAGGAUUGGCCAAAGAUUGCUCAUGUCCCAAACUUUCGAAAUGGCGGCGAUGGUAAUCGUAAAGAAUGGGGAGCAAGCCUAAUUCACCAAACUCUUAAGAUGCAGGAACAAAGUAAGGUUAUAAAGACGCUUCCUCAGACCUUGUCGACAAUCAGAUUUCUAUUCAUGAAAUGGGUUGUGGGAAUCAUGUGGAUAUUUCUACAAUCUGUUUGGAUAAGACAAAUUCAUUUCUUCAAAGAGACUUGGUAUAAUUGAGUUUCUCUCUUUUAUCUGAUGGUGGAAUUGUAUUAGUGAUACGUAUACCAAUGUUAAAAUGCCAAAUGCUAUUCCUUCUUCCUUAUUUCACUUGCAGAUACAAUUGAAGCAAUUGAAGCAUUUCUGAUUUAUGAUUUUAGAGAAUUUCUGAUUUAUCGGAUUUCAUAUGUAGAAACAAUUGAAGCACGGACAUACAUGGAUUUAAGAUUUGGAGCCAACCCGAAACUUUUUCACUCUGCAGCUAAGCAUUUAGUUGAGAAGUCGGGAAUUUGAGAUGGAAAAAUUAAGAAAAAUCAUAAGGUGCUGAAAGCUGAAGCAGUAGAUAUUAGACUUGGAGUGGAUCAGGAGGCGUUUGUGAAAAGGGUGCUCCAUGUCAAUUGCCGAAAAAGAGACAAUUCCUCUUAUACGUGCUGGCCUGUAACUUUUAUUUUUCUUUGCCCCUGAUCCCAUGCUCCAUUUCCUCCUGCCUCGGAAUUGUGUCCUUUUCACUUAACUCAUUCCUUCCUUGAUCGAAAAAGUAUCAUUUCACAACAGAGGCCAAGAAGGGAGCUUUAAAAUGAAGCUCUUCUUUUUUGCCCUUUUGAAGGAAACCCUGGGAAAGUGGUGGGGAGCUGGGAGUUGGGCUCAAGAGUUGUUUGGGUAUUUUCCUGGAUUUCUAUAUGAUUUUUAAAAUGUGUUUGAUGGCUUUGUUUCGAUUAGAAGCACGAUCUUGAUAUUGAAAUCUGGACAUGCACAACUAGUGUUUGAAUAUUAGGAGUUAUUAUCCAUUUUGUUAAUGUAGAAUAUUUGGGUAUCUUAUGAUUAUGGGGUAGAUUUAAGAUUUAUUCUUAUACUCUUAAUGCAUGAUACCUUAUGUCCCUUGAUGAGAUAAUAUGUAUUGGACAUCCAUUUAUAUUUUUAUGCCUUCCUCUGUUAUUUGAUGAACAAGAAAAAUGGGAACAUCUUUGUGAUUUUGAACGGAGUAUGUGAUAGUUACAUAAUUUUGAUAAAAACUGACAUAAAUUGCAGGUCUGUCAGCUUGAGCAGCAACUGUUUGAUCAUGUUUUCCUAUCUUCUUCAAAGGAUGUUUCAAGUUUGGCUCCAUGGAUUAGUCCUCUAUUUAUUAAUCAAAUAUUCUCCUCUUUUUCCAUGUGGUGCCAUGGUUGAGGCUUAUUCAAUAGAAACUUGAUGUGAUAUUGCAACUCA
This is a messenger RNA of Corylus avellana, 3381 nucleotides long. Lineage: Eukaryota; Viridiplantae; Streptophyta; Magnoliopsida; Fagales; Betulaceae. The record is from RefSeq and is a predicted model, not a curated record.